AUGAAGAAGCCGCUCUUUGAACGCCUGCAAGUAGCUCCUCUUGACCAACGGGUCAGUUCAUUAGAUGCCAGUGACUACUAUUAUCGCACCGCAUUUGUUUUGGGUUGGAGUCCGCCCAAGGAGGAUUGGUCCAGGAGGAUCUACUCCUUGUGGACCGGGAUUACGAUGUGGCUGGGCCUGGUGUAUCUACCGCUUGGACUAACCCUCACCUAUGUGAAGCACUUCGAUAGGUUCACACCGACCGAGUUUCUGACUUCCCUGCAGGUGGACACUAACUGCAUUGGAAAUAUAGUCAAGAGCAUUGCCACCUUUUCCCAGAUGUGGCGAUUUAGGAAGAUGAUCGAACUGAUUGCUCCUCUGGACAAGAGAUGUGUCACCCAAUCGCAGCGACAGAUACUCCAUGAUAUGGUGGCACGGACAAAUCUCAUUGUGUUCAUCUUCGUGUCGACAUACAUAGGUUUUUGUUCAUUGAGCCUCUUGACCGCGGUUUUUGCGGGCAAGGCUCCGUGGCAGUUGUACAAUCCAUUUGUGGACUGGAAGAGUGGCCAUUGGCAACUGUGGGUGGCCUCCAUCCUGGAGUACUUUGUCCUCUGCAUUGCAACGAUGCAGGAAUUGCUAUCCGAUACCUACGCCGUAGUCUUCAUAUCCUUGUUUCGGGGUCAUCUGGCCAUUCUUAAGGAUCGUAUCGAGAAUUUGCGGCAGGAUCCGGAGUUGAGUGAGGAGGAGAACUACAAGCGGUUGGUGGCCUGCAUCCAGGAUCAUCGCACCAUCAUUCAAUGUUCUCAAAUUAUAAGACCCAUCUUAUCGAUCACCAUCUUUGCGCAAUUUAUGCUAGUUGGCAUUGUUCUGGGACUGGCUGCCAUCAGCAUUCUAUUUUUUCCGAAUACCAUCUGGACGAUCAUGUCGAAUGUGGCAUUUAUGCUGGCCAUUUGCAUGGAAUCCUUUCCGUGUUGCAUGCUCUGCGAAUAUCUGAUCGCAGAUUGCAGCAAUCUCAGCAAUGCAGUUUUUCACUCAAAUUGGAUUAAUGCAGAGAGACGGUACAAAUCGGCGGUUAUUUAUUUUUUGCACAGGGUUCAGCAACCCAUUCAGUUUACAGCCGGCUUUAUUUUUCCCAUUUCGGUGCAGAGUAACGUGGCCGUGGCCAAGUUUGCCUUUAGUAUCAUAACAAUUGUCAAUCAAAUGAAUCUGGGCGAGAAGUUCUUCAAUAACGGGCCAAAUGGGGAACUAGACCUUUAA
Molecule: messenger RNA, 1236 nt
Organism: Drosophila rhopaloa
Lineage: Eukaryota; Metazoa; Arthropoda; Insecta; Diptera; Drosophilidae
Gene: Or59c
Product: putative odorant receptor 59c
Exons: 2
Coding region: 1-1236 (411 amino acids)
Biological process (GO): detection of chemical stimulus involved in sensory perception of smell; sensory perception of smell
Cellular component (GO): plasma membrane
Molecular function (GO): odorant binding; olfactory receptor activity
Source: RefSeq, a predicted model, not a curated record